Cherax quadricarinatus is the source of this 1667-nucleotide messenger RNA. The record is from RefSeq and is a predicted model, not a curated record. Lineage: Eukaryota; Metazoa; Arthropoda; Malacostraca; Decapoda; Parastacidae.
AUGGCGUCUUCAUUGCUUUUAGCCUUUACGUACUGUAAGUCCGAGAUUGCAGCAUUAUCAGGAGGAAGUGAUGAUGAGAAAAGUGAACCCAAGUACUCCAAAGAAGGACUGGAGGAGAUGGUUGGAACUCAGUGUCGUUCACCAUUCACUGAAAAAUGGGGUGGACAUUCUUAUCACAAUGCUAUUGUUCUGAGUAUUGUGACACAAGAUGGUGAAGCUGACCUACAUAAGCCACAGGUUCGAGUCUUGUUUAGUCAGCCAACGUGUUUGGAAAUGCUACCAUGCCGGUUCUUCUUGUCUGGCCGGUGCAAGUAUUCUGAUGAUGAAUGCCGCUUCUCUCAUGGAAAAAUUGUCUCCAUUUCUGAUAUUAAGGAACACAGAGAACCUGAAUACGACACCAUAGUAACUGGAAGCCGGGUUUUGGUCCAAUAUAAUAAUGAUCUAUGGACAAGUGCUACAGUAGAGGAUGUACUUGAAGAUAGAUCAGCCUUCUGUGUGAAAUACGACAAAAACAAAGAAAUAGCAGAAGUGCAGCUGUCACAGAUGGUUCCUCUACAGUGUGACAAUGAUGGAGAGGAGCAGAGAGAAGAGAGACCUACCUUUGAUGAAGCUAGUGACCCUGAUAGCAGUGAGGAUGAAAGAGCAAUCUUCGUUCCAACUGCAAGUUGGUUUCAGCACACACUAUCACAACGUCUCGGUGACUGGGAAAAGCAUACCAAGGGCAUUGGAUCAAAGCUGAUGGAGAAGAUGGGAUAUGUGGUUGGCACCGGCCUUGGCCCACAAGGAGAUGGCCGAGUGGAACCUGUGACUGCCUAUGUUUACCCACAAGGAGUGUCACUGGAUCGUUGCAUGGAACUUCGAGAAGCAUCAAAUGGAGAGGAGUUGUUAGACGUCGAGAAGCGACUUGACAGAGAACGAAGAAAGGAAGAAGCCAAAUCAGCUCAAACUGCAGAAAGACUCAGAAAGAGAACAUCAGUGUUUGAUAUCAUUAAUAAAAAAUUGGGAGGGAAAGAUCAGACUGCAGAAGAUAGCGAUGAUGAAUCAAAUUCAAAGCCACUCAUGAAUGUCAGUAAGGCUGCACUGCAAAAAGAUUCAACCAAAGAUCUCAACAUGAAGAAUUAUCAGCUCAGUGAAAAUAUUCGUCAACUUCGGAAAGAGGUGGAAAGAAUGGAAUGUUCAAGAGAGAGACAGAGUGGUAAUAAGGCUGCUCUAUCAGUAAUCAACAGUAAGAUAGAGAAUAAAAAGAGUGAGAUACAAAGAUUGCAAGAAGCUGAAAAGAAAGUUCAGGGAGAACAGCAAAGUAGAAAAGAUAAGAAAAAAUUUUGUGUGUUUUAAUACUUCUUCAAGAACUCACCAUUCAUCUCAUAAAUAUAUCAUUUCACUCAAGUUAAUUGUUAAGUAUUCUUUAAUAUAAAUAGGGUUAAGAGUGUAUCAUAGUUAUUUGUGGUAAGAUUUAGUGCACAAAUGAAUAUAAUAGUAGUUCAGUGCAGAAAUAGCAGUAGUUUGAUUAAUGUAGUGUUGUCAUUAAAAUAUCCCCAUUAUGCCAGAAACAGUUGUGAAAGUUUGACUUGUAUGCUACAGAUUUGAAGUAUAUUACACCUAAUACAUUAUUGUAUUGUAACUCAUGAGAUUCAUUACAAUUCUGACAGUAAAACUGUAUAUUAAAA